AUGUAUCCUCGUCUUGGGCGGGCUGCAGGCAAUGUAUGCCUGCGAUGCCAAUGGCGUCUACUGGCCCAGCGAAGUAGUUCCUGUUCAACACAAAAUAUUCGUGGACUUUCUACUGUAAAAGUUCCACAGACGCAGAGGCGGGCGCUCCAUGCCGCUGCCAACCGCUCACAACAAUCCACCCUCACCACCAACACUCCUACGCCCGCCCCAGAUCCGUCUCUCCUUGCUCGCCCCCAAGGAGUUCCAGUCCGUGAGCAUCUCGAGCGGUGGCAACAUCAAUUUGGUGGACCGACAGAAGAAAUUCUUACGGCAUUCGAGAAUCACCCCGCACGCAAUAACACGCAGAACGGACUAUCAAAGUUGUCGUCCGCUCUCAAGGCCGACCAAGAUGCAAAAGAGAGCGAGUGGGAUGUGGCGGAGGAAGAUGAGGCAGAAGAGGUCAUUACUAUCGGCCUUUUCCUGAAGCCCGGCGACGUGGUCGAACUCACGCAACCGGGCCGUGAACCCGUACUUGCUGUUUUCGUGCAGCAACUGAAUAAUGAGAGUCAAUUCUUCUCCGUCAAUGGUCGAUGGACACAUUCCUUGAUUGGUCGCGUGUCUUUCGCUAUCCAAGGCUGCAUCGAUCCCGCACUUCUUGAGCCACUCGUUCCCUUCCUGCCUACAAAUCCUGGCUUAGCCAAUCCCAAGGGUGAAGUCCACGUUCCGAGAGAGUUGUCCGCUCCGGUCGUAGCGACCCUCGAACACAUGACAGCAGAAGCCGAGAACAUUUACAGAACAAAUGCCUCAGUACUGGACGGGGCCUACGAUGUCUUGGCAGACAAUACCAAGACACGUAUGAUGACACUGUCACAGAUUGCGAAGAAACUGCUGGGGAAGCAAGAUUCUUCCUGGGUAUCCUCACCAGCAGCUCUCCUGGCCGUUCGAAAGGCUCUCCACCACAAUGAAUUUCGUUUCAACUCCGAUGCUCGCAACCACCGUCUGACAAACAUUUUUGCUAUCCGACCCAAGGCUGAUGUCGAGGUCAUGGAGGCAGUCCAAGAGUGGAUCCGAGAAUAUCGCGAAUACCGUGCCUUGUCUGUGAGAAGUUUCGAGACCAUCAAAGAUGCUCAGCAAGCCCGCACCGACGGCUAUACUUACGUUGCGAAUUUCCUUGCGAAGGCCCGCAAACUUAUCGCAAACAGUCGAAAGUUCCGUGAGCCAACCUACGGGGGUCUUGGACCCAGCAAGAAUUCCUCGCCACCGGACGGAUCCUCCAAUCUGCGCAUCACCUGGGGAGAGACAUUUUCAAACACUGACAAACAGAUCAUCAAGUUUCUGCAAGCAUGGGUACUUACUGAUCAGUUCAAGGGUAUGGCUGGUCUUCAAUCUGCUUGUACGAGCUUGGUCUCGUCAUCAGGGUUCUACGGUUCAGAUGUCUUCGCCGGCACAGGAACUCACGACGACACUCUCAGCAACAUCAAAAAAGGUACUGGUCUACUGUUCCUGCAAGAAAUAGGUGUCAUCUCGCCCCACGACAAUCGCGCGAUCUAUGACGAGCAGCUGAUGCUUCCCACCGUCCGACAGUCUCGCAACCUGGAAGUACUUAACAAUAAAGUUGAGCUUAUACGAAGGAAUCCUGACUUUCGAGAUGCAAUGGCACAUCUUCGCCACGAUUGGGGAUCGACGACAGUAUACUGCAUCGACGAUGUCGGCGCCCACGAGAUCGAUGACGGCAUAUCGAUCGAACAAGUCAAGGGUGCAUCUUCUGAAUUCUGGAUUCAUGUACACGUUGCGAAUCCAACAGCAUUCUUCGACAAAACCCAUACGCUAUCUGGUCUUGCCGCCCACAUGACUGAAUCCGUGUAUACGCCAGAGCGAUCUUUCCCUAUGCUUCCAUCUUGGGCUGCCCAAGGGCACUUCAGUCUUGACAAGAACCGCCCUGUCAUCACCUUCAGUUCCCGUAUUGACAGUACCGGCUCCGUCUUGGAAACGAAGAUACAGCACGGCACCGUUCACAAUGUUGUCAGCAUCACGCCAUCCGAGGUGGCUGCUCUUCUUGGUGACAACAGUCCGAGCAAAACAAGAAAGCUUGUUGUCGGUGGUGAGGUGCCACGCGGCACAGAACGGCAACCUCCGAGCCUUGCUCCAAGUCAACUCGAUGACCUGCGUAAUCUUUAUACUGCGGCCCAAGCCUUAUGGACGAAGCGAAGGACUGCUGGCGGUGUUAAGUUUGCUACCGGAGGUAUUAGUGCUCGUGUCUUCGAGAGCGCCAGCCAGGGUGGCUUGAGCUGGAACGCCCCAUCAUUGGAUCGGGCACGUUUUAUUCAAGGAGACCCGAUAAUCGAGGUAACGAGUUCGAUCUCGGACGGUUUGAUGCAGUUGGAGAUCGGACCUAGGAACAUUACUGAAGAGAUGAUGCUGCUUGCCGGUCAGACAGCGGCUGCAUGGUGUACUGAGCGGAACAUACCCGUGAUGUACAGGGGUACGAUCGAACCACCAGGCGGAGAUUUGGAACCAAAGGAGCUGCAACAGCUUGUGCAGACCCACUACGAAAAACACGGAAAGGUACGACUGGAUCUCCAUUCGCGAUGGACCAGAUCGUUAGGCAUGGCCGUUGCACAUUCUUCGCCUUUGCCACACAAGAUCAUCGGAGUCCCUAGCUACAUCAAAGUCACGAGUCCUCUCCGUCGCUUUACAGACAUGAUUGCGCACUGGCAAAUCGAGGCUGCCCUACGCUGGGAAGCACAAAACGGCAGAAAAUUCAAAUUGGCGCCGGGGUCCAAGUCCAUACUCCCCUUCUCACAAAGCCAAAUGCAAGAAUCUAUCGUCACACUUUCCCCUCGCGAGCGGAUCAUAACCCAGACCAAGCGGAAUUCCACACGCUUCUGGGUUACCCAGGCUAUCCUUCGUGCUUUCCAGUACAAGGAAGCGGAGCUUCCUAAAACAUUCACGUUCUGGACAAGGUCUGUGAAGGUAGGGGCGGGGUUGGUGGAAGGUGAGAUACCGGAGUAUGGCCUCAAGGUUUUCAUGAACAGUUACGACUGCGAAGAAGGUGAUGAAUGGGAAGUGGCGCUGGAGAGAGUCGACCUUUUUUUGAGAACCAUCUGGGUGAAGCCGAUCCGCCUCUUGGACCGAACUAACAAAGCUGUCUAA
Molecule: messenger RNA, 3132 nt
Organism: Alternaria arborescens
Lineage: Eukaryota; Fungi; Ascomycota; Dothideomycetes; Pleosporales; Pleosporaceae
Exons: 2
Coding region: 1-3132 (1043 amino acids)
Biological process (GO): mRNA catabolic process
Cellular component (GO): exosome (RNase complex); P-body
Molecular function (GO): RNA binding; 3'-5'-RNA exonuclease activity
Source: RefSeq, a predicted model, not a curated record